GAUCAAAGUAAUGCAUUAUAAUAUUAUAGAUACUCGGAGGAACCGCCAACAGGAUGCCUUUUUUGACCCGAUAAGGCUCAAAGAAAGGAAUAUAUAUGUUGUUGCUGGAUCUGCAGCUGCUUGUGCAAAUUGCAAUCACAGUGAAUUUAUUCGAAACCCACUGCCGACUUUAUGCCGGAGAGCAAUCACGAUCUUCUUGAUCAAUUAGCAAGUAGAAUGGAAGCAAGACUCGACAAGAAACAACCUCGAUGGCUAUGUCCGGAGGAAAUAUGUGAAGUUCUUCGAAAUCCGCCUGCAAUUAUGCCACCGAACUCCACUGCCUCAGAAGAUGGAAAGUCCAAGGUUCCACCCCAUGCAACCAUUGAAGAAGUAGACAAAGAGAAAGAUGAAGAGGGAAACGAUAUCAACCAAGUCUGGAAGCGACCCAAAGUCAGCGGUGGCCAGAAGAGUCAUGAGUUUGCGAUAGGUGUGGUGAUGUGCUCUCUUGAAGAACUCCAUCAACUUGUAGACCGAGCAUCUGCACCCAAUACACUGGCCAGCUCCUCCAUUUCGAAUCCUACCAUAGACUCGCAAGCCAUAGCGAUGACCAGAGCUACUUUAGAAAUGGACUUUAUUACUAUGGCUGGCGAGGUUCAACUAACUCGCAUGAUUUCAGGCAUCCAGAGCUUGGUAGAUUCUAAUUGCUUUCCUGCCGGCACCAGAACAAUGAUUAUGGGUUUUUUGAAGCAGCUAGAACACUAUGUUCCAGCCUACUCCAAAGCCUAUUCCGAGUAUGAUAGUGGCAAAAAUUUGACUGACCAAGUCGAAGCUACGAAACAGCUUCUUCAACCCAAGGUUCAGUUUUGUUAUAGCAAGGAGAGAGAAUUUCAAGAGCUUGCGAAAGCGAAAAUGACGAUCGAAGGCAAGCAGGCUGCAGUACUUGCUGAAAUUCAUGGCAUACUUGCUGAAAUUCGUGGCGCCAUCCAAGCGAUGCUGGAACUAGUUGAGAAAUUCCUCCUACAGUAAGAUCAAUUUAAAGAAAAUGUGGGUAAUUUCAAGACCACGUUGGAUACUGGAGAUGUCCUCUGGACAGCCUUUAAGAAGAUAAUUCACCAGCACCGACCUGCGACUAACAAGCUUCUAACAAGGACAUGGACGGAGCUUUUUGGGGAGAGAUCAAAGGUGCCUUCCGAAAGAGCUGUAUUCAGCAAUUUCUAUUACUUCUACUUGUGAAUUUUGUGUGACUGGUAUUCUAUGACUUCUUUGACAGCAAAGCAACCUCCGUUUCCUGCUGUUUUUCUGUCCUAAUUUAAUAAUUUAAAAACAAAUCUUGCACUCCCAACUAAAAGUUGAAGAACCGAACCAAAACCAAACAGAAAACAAAGCAGGAAAAAAAAAACAGGUUUCUAAGGAGGUUCAAACUAGAAAUAGUGAAAUAAGGGAAAAUUCUGUUCAAAAGGGACACUUAGCUUUGAACGGAAUCCAAGCUGCCAGCUGGGAGAAAUCCUCAUCAAUGCUUGCAGAGAUAGCUUCCAGCUGGAACCAAAUCUCUGAAACCAACCCUAGGUUUAGGCGUCCCUUCCUGCCUCACCAUUUCUCUAAGCAGAGCUCACCGAGAAAAAAACAAAACCCAAAUUCCAGGCAGCCCUACCUACUACUUUGCUCAUCCUACCCCUCCCUCUCUCCUCCAAUUUUUCCUUCCAGGAGUCAUCCUCUCUCUUCUCUCUGGCAUCGCACUGACUCCUCUCUCUUCUCUCUGUCAUCGGACCACUCCUCCUCUCUCUCUUCUCUUGCAUCACACGACACCUUCCCUCAUUUCUCACUAGCAUCGUUACAGGCUACGCCUGUCCGUUUCAACCAUCCAUCCAAAAAACUCAACCACAAACAAAACCCUCCAACCCAGUCAUAGCCCAAACCGACAAAAGCCCAUACAACUAAACUUGAAAAAAAAAACCCAGGCAAAAUCCUUGGAGCAAUGGCAUGUUCGUAAAUAGAGGGAAAUUGGGGUUCAAAAACUAUUCAUUUAUACAGUGCAAUUUCAAAACCUUCUUUAGACUAAAGUAAUGGGCCUUUCUAUUAAAUGCGUAUCAUUUCUUAUUUUAGGAACAUGCUGCAAUUGCUUUGCAGUAAUAUUUUCAUUGGAUUUUGAGCUGAAACAGCUCUACAUUGUCUUUUGGUACCAUCUCUAGCAUUUUCCUGUGAACCGACUGGUUUAUUAAAUUAUAGGGUAAAAUGUCGAUUUAGUCCCUGAGCUAUCAUUGCAGUGAAAAUUAGGUUCCUAGGUUAAUUUAUUGGUAAAAUAAGUUCCUAAAUUCAUUCAAAAUUGUUAAUUUCAUUCCUACUAUUAUAUUCAAAGUUAUUUUAUCCAAUUUUUCAUCAACUUAAAUCACUUCACACAUUUUAGGGUGUAAUACCGUCAUUUUCUCGCCUAUAAAUCCUUAACAUUUCAUAUAGAUUGCAAAUCUAACGUCUAAUUUAGUCUUCAAAGUUAACUUACGCUAUUUCUUAUGUAAAACUACUAAUUUACCCUCCAAAGUUAACUACAUACACUAUUUCUUUAUGAAAAACUAUCAAUCUACCCUCCAAUGUGUACUACAUGCAAGUACCGUGAUUUAAAUUGACGGAAAAUUGAAUAUAGUAGCUUUGACUAUAAUAUUAGGAAUGUAAUUGAUAGAUUUUUAUUAUUCAUAGACGAAUUUUUCUGAAAAAAUAGUUUAAGAACCUAAUUUUUACUAAAAUAAUAAUUCAAGAAUUAAAUUGACAAUUCAUCCUAAAUUUUACGCGUGCAUCAGCUUACGCACCUGCUCACUCGUUGCACCGAGAAAAAGAAGUACUGUCCUUUACUCGGCACUAAUCGGCUACUCGGCAUUCACUUUUAAACGCGUUCUGCCUUUUACUCAGCACUCGGUUUAUUUGUCUUAAAACACUUUGAGGGAUCCACUUUCAGAUCAAAGUAAUGCAUUAUAAUAUUAUAGAUACUCGAAGGAACCGCCAACAGGAUGCCUUUUUUGACCCGAUAAGGCUCAAAGAACGGAAUAUAUAUGUUGUUGCUGGAUCUGCAGCUGCUUGUGCAAAUUGCAAUCACAGUGAAUUUAUUCGAAACCCACUGCCGACUUUAUGCCGGAGAGCAAUCACGAUCUUCUUGAUCAAUUAGCAGGUAGAAUGGAAGCAAGACUCGACAAGAAACAUCCUCGAUGGCUAUGUCCGGAGGAAAUAUGUGAAGUUCUUCGAAAUCCGCCUGCAAUUAUAUAUGCCACCGAGUAUGAUGCAUUUGUUAAGAGAUAUUACUCCACUGCCUCAGAAGAUGGAAAGUCCAAGGUUACACCCCAUGCAACCAUUGAAGAAGUAGACAAAGAGAAAGAUGAAGAGGGAAACGAUAUCAACCAAGUCCGGAAGCGACCCAAAGUCAGCCGUGGCCAGAAGAGUCAUGAGUUUGCGAUAGGUGUGGUGAUGUGCUCUCUUGAAGAACUCCAUCAACUUUUAGACCGAGCAUCUGCACCUAAUACACUGGCCAGCUCCUCCAUUUCGAAUCCUACCAUAGACUCGCAAGCCAUAGCGAUGACCAAAGCUACUUUAGAAAUGGACUUUAUUACUAUGGCUGGCGAGGUUCAACUAACUCGCAUGAUUUCAGGUAUCCAGAGCUUGGUAGAUUCUAAUUGCUUUCCUGCCGGCACCAGAACAAUGAUUAUGGGUUUUUUGAAGCAGCUAGAACAAUAUGUUCCAGCCUACUCCAAAGCCUAUUCCGAGUAUGAUAGGGGCAAAAACUUGACUGAUCAAGUCGAAGCUACGAAACAGCUUCUUCAACCCAAGGUUCAGUUUUUUUUUAGCAAGGAGAGAGAAUUUCAAGAGCUUGCGAAAGCGAAAAUGACGAUUGAAGGCAAGCAGGCUGCAGUACUUGUUGAAAUUCAUGGCAUACUUGCUGAAAUUCGUGGCGCCAUCAAAGCGAUGCUAGAACAAGUUGAGAAAUUCCUCCUACAGUAAGAUCAAUUUAAAGAAAAUGUGGGUAAUCUUGUUAUGAUCCAAACUCAAAACCUUAACUCAGACCUGCAAGUAUGUGACAAUGGCGGAUGGAGGAAUACAUAGGAGAGCUAGAAAGAGAGAAGAGUAUAUUUUUUUUAAAUAUAUUUCUUUUUGAAUAUUCGUUGUUUCUUCCCUUUCACAAGUGGCUACAUAUAUGGUUCCCCAAAACUCUCAAAGCCAGUUGGCAUAACUAAUUACAAAACAACUUAAUCGAAAUUCUUAUUUAAUUGCUAAA
Messenger RNA from Pyrus x bretschneideri (Chinese white pear), 4234 nucleotides. RefSeq lists its product as uncharacterized. The transcript is spliced from 7 exons. The coding region runs from base 3097 to 3960 and encodes 287 amino acids. NCBI's taxonomy places the organism in Eukaryota, Viridiplantae, Streptophyta, Magnoliopsida, Rosales, Rosaceae. The record is from RefSeq and is a predicted model, not a curated record.